AUGACACCUCUAGCGCAUCUCGCUCUGUACGAGCUUCCUGAAGAUAUUCUGGACUACAUUCUUUUCGUGUGUUCUCCCGCCGACCUGCAAUGUUUGCGCGCCACAAAUGUGCGUUUUAGCGCGCUGAUCGACAAGGGUCGUUAUUUGGAGGCUGCAAUCCAGCGAGCUCAGCUUCCGCCGAGCCUCGCCAUCUGUGAACGGUUUUCGGACGCGACACAACACCUCCCAGCGUGCCUCAAGCCUAUCAACAAGGAGGAUACUAUCUGGUACAGACUCCUGCUGGCAGGGGGAAGUUGCACGGCAUGCGAAAAGUUUGCGGGCGGCCCGCCGCUCUCGAGCAAUCUUCGAAUUCGCCUUUGCGGAGAGUACGAUUGCAUGGCUCGAGUUUGCAGGAAUGAGUUCACUGCCCCGAACUGGACCAUCGACUUCCCAAACGAUUACCUUGGCCUCGCCGAGAUCAACUCGUACAUUCCCUACAUGAACGACUUCGACAACAUCAAUCACUGCGCCAUCCGCCCCGAAGAUGAUCAGUCCAUGUUCAAUCGCUGCCGCUACCUUCGAAAGAAGUAUGACCAGGCUUACUCUGGUACAGAACACUGGGACAACCUGAGGCUGUUGCACAAAGCAUUGGAACCUUUCCAUUUCUUCUUAUCUGCGUGGAGGCACCACGUUGCAACCGAGAGUCGCCCGAUUUUUGCAAAGAAUCUUGAGGACCUCGAAAAGUUCGUCAACAAAAAGGGUCAAACCCUCAAAGAUGCCCUAAAGGACCCCUUGGUUCAGCGUGUACUGGCUGCGCACGUGAGGGACAAGACACCAAUCUAUCGGGCGACAUUGGCGAACCUCCACUGUGCUGAGCCCGACAAGGCACUCGUGCCGAGCCAGAGUUCGGUCGCUGUCCAACAGCAGUCGGCGUGCACCAAGUCUGCCAAACAGCGCGUUAAGGCACCCUCUCAAGCGUCUGCACGACCCCUUUGCCAGGCGCCCAAGGGCCGCCAGAAUCCUGCUCCAACUCGCGGCGUCGUUUACCGAUGUGCUCAGUGCAUUGUGAAGUUUGGACACGGAAGCACGGCGGCCUUCCGCACUCCUUUUCUUCUGAACAAGCACCACAGAGAAGUGCAUUCCAAGGCCAUUCGCGGCAUACAAUGA
Messenger RNA from Schizophyllum commune H4-8, 1146 nucleotides. RefSeq lists its product as uncharacterized. NCBI's taxonomy places the organism in Eukaryota, Fungi, Basidiomycota, Agaricomycetes, Agaricales, Schizophyllaceae. Bases 1 to 1146 code for a protein of 381 amino acids. The transcript has 9 exons. The record is from RefSeq and is a predicted model, not a curated record. Gene Ontology annotation, molecular function: protein binding.